This is a messenger RNA of Rubroshorea leprosula, 622 nucleotides long. NCBI's taxonomy places the organism in Eukaryota, Viridiplantae, Streptophyta, Magnoliopsida, Malvales, Dipterocarpaceae. The record is from the annotation of a GenBank genome assembly.
GGUAAAAAGAAGCAUCAGUUAAAGGAGCAGGAGGAUCUCCAGAGAAAAUUGAUAGUUGCUGUUGUUGCAACUGCAGCUUCAACAUUUACCCUUGUUGCAUGCUCUUCUGUUGUUGUCUAAAGUGCAGUAGGAACAGAUCGGGCUCUAGAGAUGCACGUAAAGAUGAGAGACCUCUUCUUGACUUAAGCUCAAGUAGUUUCUCUGAUGUUCCUCCCUCUCCUGGACCACCACCACCACCUCGUUCUGGCCCUCAUGCGCCACCACCUCCUAAAGAUGGUCCUCUUAUGCCACCUAAAUCAAAACCUAUGCCUCCCAUACCACAUGAUCGUGGUAAUAGUGCUGCUAGUAGUGGGGGUGAGGCAUCUGGUGAAUCUGAUGCUUCAAAAACCAAGUUGAAGCCAUUUUUCUAGGACAAGAUAAGUCAAUGCGUUAUUUUCUUUAAUUGGUAACAAUAUUAGGAACGCAAGUUGAUUCAUACCUGGGUAAAUGCAUGUAUCUAUUUCCUUUGGUUUACUUUUUUGGUACCUCAUCUAGUUUCUGUUUUGAACCUUGGCACCCUUAGUAACUGCUUUCUGAUAGUUCGUUCCUCUGUUAUUACAGAAAAUAAUUAGUUAUAGAAUUU